CUUUCACAAGCAUAACCUUCUUACUAUGGAUCGAUGGUUCAGUCAAAAGGCGAACGCUGGUGGAAACUCCUUUCAAGAAUGCACCAGGAUCCUGGCAGAGUUUGUCUCAAACGACGCCCCACCCGCACCUGCCGCAGAAGCAAUCUUGAGCUCUGUCCGUACAUCGUCGAAGCAUGAAGAUGCGGGAUUCGAAGUCCUGAUGUUGUUGCUAGAUACGGUAGCCGAGUUCUCAGAACCGCACGACGUCAUUGUCAAACUCCUUUUCGCUAUCCGUGAUAUACCACCCUCACCAAAUCCGGUCUACUAUUACCUCGCCUCCAUGCAUCGGGAGAAUCUCGAUGACCUGUCGGGAAAACGAUACCUUUGGAAGCCAGAAGAUAAGCAAGCGCCGAUCACACCUGGUGAUAGAUGGGUCAACUACAACGCCUUCUCCGUGAAGCUGGCAAAGUCUGGGUUCGAUGACAAAUAUUUCAUUUUUGGUUUCUUUUGUCUCCGAGAGACGCUUGAGAGAAUUCGACAGUCACUUGAGUUGGAUUUUGAGAAGAAUCUUCGCCCAAGUUCGCUCAAGUAUUCUGCUAUCAACACGGAAGAAGUCAUAAGCUACGAUUUGGCGGCGGCUGCCAGGUGGGUUCUCACAGGGGGACCAGAUAUGUACAGGUUAGGAAACUCCAUGUUCGAGAAAGGUUGGGAGAGGGGUUUGGCAGUGAAAACGGACUUAUGGGAUAGGGAGCCGGGGUUGUCGCGAGGGCGGUGGCUCCUGUGGCAAGGCAGAUUUGGCCACUUCGCGGAUCAAUCGUACAUUCGUGAGGAAGUCAGGACAUUGUCAAAAGAGGCUUCUACUGCGAUUGGGAAGUUUAUGACAGAAUAUGUAGAUUCAUGCUUAUACUAA
This is a messenger RNA of Bipolaris sorokiniana ND90Pr, 889 nucleotides long. RefSeq lists its product as uncharacterized. The transcript has a single exon. The record is from RefSeq and is a predicted model, not a curated record. The coding region runs from base 26 to 889 and encodes 287 amino acids. Lineage: Eukaryota; Fungi; Ascomycota; Dothideomycetes; Pleosporales; Pleosporaceae.